Symbiodinium natans is the source of this 519-nucleotide messenger RNA. The record is from the annotation of a GenBank genome assembly. Lineage: Eukaryota; Dinophyceae; Suessiales; Symbiodiniaceae.
AUGGAUCACGACCACGCGCACGACAUGCCCGAAAUGGGUAGUGGCGAUGGCGACGCUUUCUGUGCAGGGUCAGGCCGGGUUAUGAUGUCAGGAUUCCAGUUGGGCUUCGGCCCCGACCAGCCCUGCGUGCUAUUCUUGUUCCAAGGGUGGGUGAUGAAUGAUGCUGGUAAAUACUUUGCUGGCUGCCUCGGCUCCUUUCUCAUGCCCGUCGCAAUCGUGGCCUUACAGUCCAUCCGUGAGAUGGUGGUGGAGAGCUCGGCCUCCAAGGGGAGGGUGAUGGGAAUGCUCUACGAUGCCUUGGCUGCCGUCCUCUUCGGCUUGCAGAUGUUCUUGGCGUACUCGGUGAUGCUCCUGACCAUGACCUACGAAGCGGUCAUGUUUUCCUGCAUCCUCGUCGGGUUCGCCUUUGCUUGGUUUGUCCUACGCCGCAUGAAGCGCCACAAGCAUGCGGUGGACUUGAGCAAGUCGAGUGUGGUGGGAGCUCCUUGCUGCUCCUCAAUGGAGGAUGCCAUUGCCUAG